CAUAGAUUUACGUCAAGAUAGGUUUUUUCUUCUUCUCUCUAUUGGGAAUCGCAAAGCUCUUUCACGUAAAACAUUACAAUCGUCGUUGAGAAGAGACGAAUUGGUUUUUUUUUUUUUUUUUUUCUAUAAAGCUUCGAAAUUUAAGGAGAUUUUCUGGGUAAAUUUGAGAAAGAAUCAAAAUUUAGGGUUUUUUUUUCAGGGUAAAUUUGAAAUGAAGCCACACGAGGAUUGGGUUUAUGAAUCAUGGACUGUAGAUUGUGUUUGUGGUGUGAAUUUUGAUGAUGGUAAAGAGAUGGUUGAUUGUGAUGAAUGUGGUGUAUGGGUUCAUACAUGGUGUUCUCGUUAUGUUAAAGAAGAUGAUUUGUUUGUUUGUCAUAAGUGUAAGAAGAAGAUCAAAAACAAUGAUAUCGAAAAGUUAUCUGUUACUAAAUCAAUGAGGAUGGGGAAUGUAUCUGGUCAGAUGAGUGAGACUGUUCCAAUAUUGAAGACUUGUUCAGAGAUACCAAUUGAAGAAAGGGUUCAUGUACAAGGUGUUCCUGGUGGUGAUUUGGCUCUGUUUGAAUGUGUUUCUUCGGUUUUUACGCGUCAGCUUUGGAAGUGUAGUGGUUAUGUGCCUAAGAAGUUUAGGUUUCAGUAUAAGGAGUUUCCUUGUUGGGAUGAGAUUGAGAAGAAGGAUGAUGUUUGUGAGAUUGGGGAUGAUGAUGAUGAGGAUACUUGUGCUGGUGUUUUGUUGUCUAUGUCGAAAGAGAACGUCGUGGAUGGUAGGAAUUUGGGUUCUAGAGAUAUUGAGAUGAAACAUUCUCGGAGUGGUGUGGAUAAAGAGAAGAGCUUGCUGUUUCCUUUGAGUGCGAAUAAGCGGAGAAAAGAAUCCUCGGGGGGUUUUGAUGAUCGGGUUUAUAAGAAGGUUAAAGUUGCGGGUAAAGAGGAAGAAGGUGAGAAGAAAGCGGUUUUGUGAGCAGAACUUGUUAUUGUUCUAGUCCUUACAAUGCUAUAUAAGGAGGCUUUGAUUUGGAUGUAGGAGAGACAUUGUAUGUCUCACAACCAAACAUUUCUAACUUUUAUAGGAAUUUAAGUUUAUUUUUUUGAAUUA
Messenger RNA from Capsella rubella, 1090 nucleotides. RefSeq lists its product as uncharacterized. NCBI's taxonomy places the organism in Eukaryota, Viridiplantae, Streptophyta, Magnoliopsida, Brassicales, Brassicaceae. The transcript has a single exon. The coding region runs from base 212 to 955 and encodes 247 amino acids. The record is from RefSeq and is a predicted model, not a curated record.